Molecule: messenger RNA, 5286 nt
Organism: Coturnix japonica (Japanese quail)
Lineage: Eukaryota; Metazoa; Chordata; Aves; Galliformes; Phasianidae
Gene: CEP126
Product: centrosomal protein 126
Biological process (GO): non-motile cilium assembly; mitotic spindle organization; cytoplasmic microtubule organization
Cellular component (GO): midbody; ciliary base; centrosome
Source: RefSeq, a predicted model, not a curated record
CCGCUCCGCUCCGAAGCCCAACCGAGGCGGCUCCCGGCAAACCGCCGCCCCUCGGCCCGUCCCAUCGGCCGCUCCCCGCCGCCCCGCCCCGUUGCGAAGGAAGCGGCGUCUCCCGUUGCUACGAUGGCGGCGGUGCGGCCACAGGAGCCGGGCCGCUCCAUGGAGCCCGGCGGGACGGACGGCGCUGCGCUGUGGAGGCGGCACCUCCAGCGCUCGGCGGGACGCGGGGCGGGCGCGGAGCUGAGCGCGGACAGAGCUGUAGCAGUGCCCUUGGGAUGGGAUUUAGAAGAAGAACGCUGGGCACUGAAAGAAGAUCAAAGGCUGCAUCGGAGCAGAGCAAGGAAGUACUUGAUGGAGACAAAUAGAAGAAGGAGAGCCUUUGAAGAAAGACAGAAGCAAAAAGAAGAACAAGAACAAAGAUUCAGAGAACGAGUCCUGCAACAAAGGAAAAUGAAAUUCUGGGAAACAACUGAGAAGUUCCAGCGCGCCCAUCUCCCUGCUUCCCAGCACAAGCAGAUAGUCCAGACAAAAGCAGCUUUUCAGUUAGAAGAAGCUCUUGAACAAAUUAAAGGAUCAGUUUUAACAUCAGGAUUGUGCUUGCCAAGCAGAAACAAAACUACCGGCAGAACCACAGAUGACACUUCAUACUCAUCAGCAUCGAGGAAUGGUUAUUCGCAUCAGGAGCAGAUUUCAGCAAUGGUUGGCUUGGACAAAACAAUGCAGGAGAGCAGCAGAACAAGUGUGGAUAAUAACAGACUUCUAUUCCAGAAAAAUCUGAAAGAAAUGCAGCAGCUGCUUGAAAAACAGCAUCUCAGCAACCUGGAGAACUUUCACGAAGAAGUCGAUAGGACAGACGAUUCAGAAAGCUUAUCAAGUCUUGACAGCCUGGAGGCUGGAGAACAAAACGCAAUUUGCACUCCACUGAGUGAACCAUCUUUGACUACAAGUUGUGACUGUGCGCCAUGUAUUCCAGGAAAGUCACAGAUUAGGAGCGAUGUGUCUUAUGCAGCUCAAAAUACUUCUAAAAACACACAUCUAAAUAACUGUCAGAGAAAUAUAGAUUCCCAAAACACCCACCAUGACUUACCUACUGAGGGCCUUUUAGCCAAACGUAACGUUCUAACUCUUGCAAACGAUACAGAAGAGAAACCACCUGUUCCUCACAGAUCUGGAAAAAAAGUUGCAGAGUUCUCUACUUCUGGCAAUCAAGAAAGCUCUGUAAAUAAAGCAUUUCCCAUUCUGCAAAACAGAAAAGAAGAAAGGAACGAUUCAUCUUCUGGCAUUUGUAGCACAUUAGCAACCAGUCCUUCAGUUUUCAGUUCUAGAAAAGCCUGGGCCAGCCCUGGUUCUACUCCAGGAGAAAGAGUUCAGGAUCUGAUGCAAAAUCAGAGCUUUAAAAUGACCCCACAAAAAAGAAGUAAAUCUGUGCAAACCUCCACUGAACCCAUUGCAACAUCCAGAAUAUUUCCUAAUCAGAGGUGUUUCUCUGGCAAUCCCAGCCCAGAUGAGGUGGUGCCAAAGAACAGAAACGUCAGCAUGGAUUUUUUUAAAAAUACUUUAGGAAAAGUGAUUGAAAGAAAAGAAGAAAACAUUAAAUCUAUUGAUGACAUCGACCAGAAAUCAGCUUUACUUCAGGACAUACCACAUGCCUCAGCUGCGUGCAAUGUUAAGAAGCAGAAUAACAAGGAGGAAGAAAAGGCUAAUGUGGUUGAAACUAUGUCAGUGGUGUCUGACACAGAGCUGGGUUUUGGCACUGCUGCACAGCACAGCUCCCAGAAAAACAGCAUUUACGACAGAAAAAGAGCAAAACUACUCAGUAGUAUCUUUAAGAAAGAGGCUGAAGCUGUGGUUAUGAACCACGGAAUCACUUUUGGAACUCGGCCUGUGUCUGAUAUCAGAGACAGCUUAGAACUUGCAAAAAGUAAAAAGAAGAGUGCAGAAAAUACAAAAAGUGGUAGAAAGCUCAAAUGGUGUGAUCAAAUCAACCAGAUAAUAGUAGAGAAUAAUGAAAGUUGCUAUGAGGAAAGCAUCAGUGAAAGAUCUGCACAGGUUUACUGUGUUCAUACUGUGAGUAAUGCUCCCUGUGCUAAUCCAUGUAUGGGUGCUCACCCUUCCAACACUACAGUCACAGAAAAUCGCCAUGAAAAUCCACAUAUACCAAAACCAAAUGUUAAUUCUGCAAAAUCAAAUAAAGAAUGCACCUCUCUGAAUAUGCUGAUGUCUACUGGAUUCUCUUUCCCUAAAAAUGUUUGGAUGGUAUCAAAACAUGAAGCAAGCGAAUCCCCAGUAUCCGCUAACGAUGAUAACAUUCACGAAGAGAAUCAACACAAAAAUAAGGCAAAAAUAAUCAGAAGUACAAGACCCAUAAGAGACCAGUUGUGUUCUGUGCCCAGGAGCCACAGAGGCCGUGGCACUGCAGUCCGAGUGCAGUCAGCCACUGGAGGCCGAGCAGCUCAGGGCAGGAUGCUGGUACCUCAGCCGCCAUCUGCACCUGCACCACGGAGCAAACGUGGCAAGAGCAGAGCCAGCCCAGCUGCGAGGCAGCCCCUGCCGUCUUCCCGUCCUCAAGAUACUUCUAUCAAUGGGAACUCUUUAAGUGAAGGGCAAGCUUGGCUGGCACAUCAGAUUUUAAAUAAAGGUACACCGGGAAGCAGUGAGAGCAGAACUUGUGGUUCUGAGGUGGCCACUGUGCUGUCCACUCAUCACUGCAGUACGUCCUGUGAACCUCUGGCAAUGCACAGUGGUUGUGUCAGCAGCAGGCCAACAGCCGGCUGCCAGCUCUGUUCUGUAACCUGCACUGAGCAACGUGCCAGCACAGGAAACACAUCACAUCAUGGUCAUAUCCCAACAGCUGAGGAAACAACUGCGUGGAAAGGGGCGCGUAUUGCCCUCAGCACCACGGACCCUGCUGCUGGUGUUGCUCAGCAUCGUAUGUCACAUUACAACAAUUCACAUGCAACUAAACGCCAGCCUUGUAAAGCUGUAUCCUGUAUUCCCACUGGGGACAGCAGCCAGAAGACUUGUUUCAAAGCUUCUUCUAGGAUGAACAAAUUGGGCUUUUUCCAUGCAAACAGUGUUGUUCCUGUUACAAAACAAAGGCGGAUUUUUAAUGGCUUUGAAAACAAACACGGAGCUUGUACAGACCAGGGAAGGCAAACUGUGGAUUCUAGAAGGUGGAAGCCUACUCAUCAUACACAGAAUUUGUUACGUACCGUCCAGCUGCGUCCUGUUCAGUCUGCAUUUGAUCCAGCACAAAAUAGGAAUUACACCUGUGAGUCUGAGGAAGUUUCAGAAAGCACUGCUCAGUUUCUUAUAGCAGAAAAACUAACAAGAACAGCAGCGGCAGAAGAUGAAAUCCUGGCAGCUAUGGGAAGUGUGCAACCAGCCAGACAGCCCCUGCUGCUUAACACAGCUCCACGUCGAGGCAUCAGUGCACUUUCAAUAGAAGAAGAGAAGAUUUUCCAGUCUCUUGAUCGUCUCAAUCAAAGGCUACUAAAUGUUCAAGAAGCAAUUGCAAGAAAUCCAUCUGUCUCAGGGAUUUUACAGAAAACCUCCCCUUUUGUAAGUGUUUAACUUACUUAAGUUCAGCUUUCCUGCACACUGACUCGAUAGUUUAUCUUGUACGUUCGAUCAUCUUCGUGGCCCUCCUCUGGACCUGCUCCAACAGCUCCGCGUCUUUCUUGUGUUGGGGGCUCCAGAACUGCAUGCAGAACUCCAGGUGAAGUCUCAUGAGAGCGGAGGGGCAGAAUCACCACCCAUCACCCUGCUGGUCACACUUCUGAUGCAGCCCAGGAUACGGCUGGUCUCUUGAUCUGCAAGAGCACAAGGCUGGCUCAUGUCUAGUUUUUCAUCAAUUUCAAUUCAAUUUAAUUCAAUUAGGGUAGCGUAGUUACCUUUAUUGGGCCUACACUGAAUCUUUUGUGAGCCUGUAGGUUUCUCUGGGGAUUUUUUCAAAGCCUGUCCUACUUUACAAACAUUACCUGCUUUCCACACAAACGUGUUUUCCUGUCUUGCAGUAGCCAGACUCAGAUGGCUGAUUUGUGACAAGAUUUCUUCCACAGAUUCUUCAUCUACAUGACAGCAUGAAUAAAAUACAAACACUAGGCACUGCUCAGGCUGCCCAGUCUCUUGAAGUUCUCUGACAGACCUUUAAGAGCCUCCCUUCCCAAUGAGUGUAUACGAGUAUAUACAUACUUAAGCAUUCAAAUAGGUGUGUCUGCCUGUAGAUAUAGAUGCUGAUCUCAUACUGGCUUGGAACUAUUCUCCAUGAUGAGUGAACAAUUGUUGUGCAAGUUCCCAGCUACAGAAAACAGGUAACUGAGAUUUCAUCUAUUCUUAUGCUAUGAGAAGCAAUGGAAUUUUGAAGUCUUUUCUUCAUUGAGAGGACCAUCUUCAGCUCUCUUAGUUUCAGAGCAUCCAGAUAAAGAAUGGAUAUUCACUCAGUAAUUGAUACAAAUAGCAUUAUGCCUUGUAAAGCCAGCGUUUCAAUCCAGGGAGUGGACAGUUGUUCACAUGGAACUGAAAACAGAUCAUGCAAUAUCAUCAAAGGAGGUUUCUUGUCUUCUGUUUUUAUGCUUGCGUUUCUCAUCAUUCUCCAUUUUUUAUAGAGGAUUCAGCAGUAUGUAUCCUCUCCUUUGGUGAAUACUGCAGCAACCUCACAGCAGUACCACAAUACAUCCACUAGCAGCUGCGCAGGAAAUAUUGCUUUCCAGAAGCUGCUCUGGGAUAUUGCAGCUCUAAUAUUUUAUAUGUAUAUUAUAUGACGCUGUAACAUUAGGCACAGAAUAAAGAUGAAUGCAGUAAUUUAAACAAUAAAUGUUAAUUGGUCGAUGAGCAUUUUUGGAUAAUUCAGUCUAUUUUACUUUGAACUUGAAUUUAAAGUCCUGCAUAUUAAAAGAAUGGAAAUACCUGAUAUUUUCAGUAUUUGUUUUGGUAGUAUAAAUUUCCAGUGUCCAUAAUUAAAGUGAAAGGGGAAAAAAAUCACUACUAAGAUUAUGUGUAAACUAUUCUCCUAAUUUCCUGCUGUGUUUUUUUUAGGAUUUACUAAUAUAUUUUGCUACAACUGUGAGUGAUAAAUUGUUAAAUUAUUUGAUUGUCAGUAAAUGACGCCUAAAGUUUCACCUUUGUUCAAAGAAUUCAAAGAAUAAAUUCAGUUUAUAUUGGUGGCCGCACUGCAAAUUGCUGUGUUCUGUCUGUUGCCCUUAUUCAGAGUUGUAUGUGAUGCCUCUCAAGCUGACUGUAGCCCCAGCAGCGUAUUUCUGCUUCUGCUCACACCACAGUGGCUCC